Messenger RNA from Nipponia nippon (crested ibis), 897 nucleotides. Lineage: Eukaryota; Metazoa; Chordata; Aves; Pelecaniformes; Threskiornithidae. The record is from RefSeq and is a predicted model, not a curated record.
AUGUCCUCCGCGCUCCUGGGGACCCUCCUGCUCCUCCUGCCAGGAGGUGCCUCGGCAGAGGGCACAGGGCUCCAGCAGAGCCCGGGGCAGCUCUGGGUGCUCCCCGGACAGACGGCGAACCUGAGCUGUCGCAUCCCGGACCACGGCAGCUACGUGAACUGGUACAAGGAGAAGCCAGACGGCACUUUGCACUGGAUUUACCGGAGCUCGAAGUUCUCCUCUCCGAAGGGAAAAUACUCGGGGAGGAUGGAAAACCAGUACGAAUUUUCCCUGGCCAUCAGCCCCGCGCAGAGGGAGGACUCCGGGGUUUAUUACUGCAGCUCGCACACCUUCUUCCCCUCAUUUGGGAACGGGACCAGGCUCGUCGUCACCAAUGCCACCCAGCCCCAGCUCUCCAUCCUGGUGCCCGCUGACGCAGAGGAGCCCGGGCAGCCCCCGGCCGCCAUCCCCCUGCUCUGCCGCCUCCACGACCUCCCUCCGGGCUGGGACACCGUGCGCUGGCAGCCCGGCGGCCAGGAGACGCCGGUGACGGCAGAGGCCGUGGACGAGCGUGGCGUCCUCAGCGCCUGGAGCAUCACCUGGCUCCCGGCCGAGCGAGCCGCACGAACAGGACCGCCAGCGUCGCCAUCGGCAAAGGAGCCGGGGAGGGUAAUUAGUCCAUCCCCCCAACCCCCUGCGGAUCCCGAAGGAUGCCCUUCGUGGCCGCUGACGCUGACGCUGGGGCUGCCCUGCGUCUCCCUCCUUUUCCUGCUCCAGCUGACCAUCCUGCUCUGCAGACAGCGCCUGGCCGGAGCCCACCCCCGCUCCGGGGCCCCCUCGCAGCCCCUUCGCCCCGGCUCUCGCCUCGCCUCCCCCGGCCACCCGCGCGCCCACCCGGGACACCCAGCCGGGAGGUAA